CUUCCAUCCAUCUCAUCUCAUACAUCCAGUCGAAACUCACUAAUACUUACCUAUAUACUUCCACAUUUCCCUGCUACGAAUGGUUAGCGCUAAGGUGGUUUAUAACAAUUAGAAAGGAAUCACUAAAUAUUUAUGAAGGAAUUCUGUAUAUCAAUUAUAUUAAACAGCUGAACGACAUUGAAAACGCAUGGUAACCAGGCCGGAUAAUAAGCAGCAAUUUCAAAAUAGAAUAUCUACUGUGCAAACGCUUCCCUUGCUGCACCAACCCGAAUAUAUUAAAAAGGAAGUGAGACGUCCGUUUAGGUUAUGAAGCAGCUCGCAAAUCAAUCUUAACCCCCCUCUUAAAGCUUUCCGAGCCUCUCUCGGACCUCUCUUUAUUACCGAAAAAAGAAAGGAAAUAAUAUAAAAACUCACCGGAACGGUCACCAUGGGUCAAGGACCGUCUCAUGACAUAGUCCAACUCGAGACUAGAGUUGAAGAUCCACAGAACGGAAAAUCCCCAAAGGGUCUUGCUCUCAUAGCACAUGGCCGUCUCGGUGGAAACUUUGACCAACCGCCAGUUCGCCUUCUCGCCGAAUAUCUAAGGGAUAAGAAACAGUUAAGAGUCGUCACAUGGAACGCCCGCGGAAUAGGUCGGAGUGGGGGAGGGAAUGAGUGGACUGACUUUGGCGUCUGGAUAGGAGACGCUGGGAUCAAUGACUACCACCGAAUGCUUCGGGAGUCCAUGACUCAAUAUGUAGAAGAUUUCCCUGAUACACAAGGGGCUCAGUUAUUCUUAUGCGGCUACUCAGCAGGCGCCAUAUUCGCCGGAUGCAGUCGUCCCCCGCUGUCAUUUCCCCAAUUCGCUCCCGCUCACUACAUCCUCAUAUCAUAUCCAAUAGAACUCAACCCCCUCAUCGCCUUUCACAAGUCGGGUUCCUACUUCCGCUCGGUCGAGGCACUAGUACAGGGCCACGGGUGGGAAAAUCUUCCCGGCGAGUUCCAAGGUCGCGAACCAGAGGUGGCCGGAGUGCUUACCGUCACAGGCCAGUGGGAAGGCGUCUUCUAUGGCAUGUGGACUCAGAUUCUAGGGAGUAAGAAUGCUCGGAAUGUCCUAAGGCAAGUUAGGGUCGAAGGAGCCAACCAUGCGUGGGAUGAUAAAGCGCCGCGUAUCGUUGAAGAAGUCGACAAGUGGUUGUCUAGUAUUUGAAGGCAUUAAUGAGGUAUGAGUAUCGAUCCCAGUUUUUCGGAUUACAUGAUGUGUCUCCAGGAAACCGAAGUGAGUUGGCUCAAAGGAUUAUAAAGCCGUGUAUAACUAAUUAGAAAUGUUAUUGAAUGUUGAUAAUACCCUGGAAGAGCCGAUCGAACUAGAGAGCGACUAUGGGUGGUCUCAAUCUACAUGUACACACUCCACUUAACUAUAUCAACAAAUCAAGACUUUAAAAGGGCUCGAAAUGUACCGUUUUGAGAAUGAUGCGGAAGACUCAGUCAAUCAGAGUUGAUUGAGCAACGUACAUAUCCACUACAAUGCUGCACAAUUAUAUUUAACCCG
Messenger RNA from Daldinia vernicosa, 1531 nucleotides. RefSeq lists its product as uncharacterized. Lineage: Eukaryota; Fungi; Ascomycota; Sordariomycetes; Xylariales; Hypoxylaceae. Bases 428 to 1189 code for a protein of 253 amino acids. The transcript has 3 exons. The record is from RefSeq and is a predicted model, not a curated record.